AAAUGGAAUGCUGAUAACUACAAAAAAUAACUAGCAGGUCUUUAUAUAAUGAAAUUUAAUCAACAGUGGUAUCAUUUUUCAUAAAAGGCGUGUCACAAUCAGCAUCUUUCAAGCAAGAGGGUUACAGCGUUAUAAAUUUAAGUGAGAGGAUUCUUUGUAAUAGCACUGUUUGGAAAAGAAAAACUGAAGUUAUCGAUCGCGAAAAUGAUGCCGAGAUUGGCGCUUCUCUCUUUCGGCUGCUAUCUGGCAGCUAUUGGUUCUAUGGGAGCACCUAUGAUUGAAACAGAACAGCAAAUGGCGUCAUUCUUGAAUAAAUAUGGCUACCUGAAGGACAGUGACAUGGUAGAUGGUAUGCCCAAGAAUGAAAUGGUUAUGAGAAGAGCAAUCAUGUACUUCCAGAAAAUGGGAAAUAUCCCAAUGACAGGGACUCUGAACAAUGAAUCUAAGGCUUUAAUGAACACACCUCGAUGUGGAAUGAAAGACAUGGAUACAUUUUCUUUGAGAAAGAAACGUUAUUCCACACGAAAUCCCUGGCCAAAGUCCGAUCUCACGUGGAAUAUCCUCAUACCAACCAGUCAAUUACCGCUGCCAGAUCAGAGGAGAAUCAUGCAAGAUGCUUUGAAGGUUUGGAGUGAUGUUUCUAAUCUAAAUUUCGACGAAGUCAACGUUCAAGAUCCUGACAUCAAGAUCAUCUUCGCGAGGGGUGAACACGGAGAUCCGGGGCCCGACUCGGCCUUCGAUGGCCGUUCGAAUGUUCUAGCGCAUGCGUAUUUCCCGCAACCCCAUCCACUUGGCGGCGAUGCCCACUUCGAUGAUGAUGAACAUUUCACGGCUGGAACUAGAGAUGGAACCAAUCUUUUCCAAGUCGCUGCUCACGAGUUUGGCCACAGUCUUGGUCUCGGCCAUUCUGACGUUGAGGGCGCCCUCAUGGGCCCGUACUACAGGGGAUACCAACCGAACUUUCAGCUACACGACGAUGAUAUUGCCGGUAUUCGUCGACUGUAUGGAGAACGAGUAGAAGAAGGAAGACCCGAAGAGAGAAGUACUCCCUCCACGCCGACAAGCAGUACUCCCUCUACGCCUAAAAGCGAUUGCAUGACCCAGAUAUCUUUUGCGACACGGACGAGAGAUGGCAGUACGUACUUGGGAAACGAAACCCACGUAUUUCGUCGGAACGGCGACACAAUUCUUGACGGUUAUCCAAAGAAAAUUGAAGUAGAAUUUCCUGAUCUUGAAACCAACUUAGACGCUGCAUUGUAUUACCCGUACAACGGAAAUACUUACUUUUUUAAGGGAAGUGAAUAUUGGAUAUAUUCAAACCAGUACUUCGUUGAUAGAGGUGAAAUAUCAAACUUAGUCUCCCCACGCCUGCUGCGUUACGGCUAUUAUAAAGAACUCCCAAGCAAUAUCGAUUCGGCCUUCGUAUGGGGUAGAACUGGUCACAUCUUCGUAACUAAAGGCGAUGAGUACUAUCUGUUUUAUUUGGGAUACGGUGUACACCCGAACUAUCCACAGCCGCUGAGUCAAUGGAGGGGAUUACCGAGUGAGGGCGUCGACGCGGCUUUCCAAGACUACGACGGCUACACGUAUUUCUUCAAAGGAACCGAUCAUUACCGGUUUAACGAUUACGACGUCCGGGUAGACGUGGGUUAUCCGAUGGAGACAGCGUUUACGUGGUUCGGUUGUGAUGCGAGUGCGUACGUAGUCGCCGGCGGGGAUGGAGAUGCAGCUACAAUAAUUCCUUCAGUAGCGGCUAUUGUAUUUUCUCUCCUUUCUGCGAUCUACGUUUUUUGAAAACAAACUUUUCAUUCUAGGCCUGUAAGUGCCCCUAGAGAAAUUCAAGCGUGCAGCGAGCUAGCAAACAUUAGACCUCAAUAUUCACUUGAUUAUCGCUUGAUUAUUUUAUCCCAUGCCUAUUAGCACCGUCGUCUCUUGAUGCUGGGCAACGACAUAUUUGCAAUUGUUCGUCCGGUCCAAAUAUUCGGAUAGUAUCUGCUGUCCCGGUCAAACAACUUUCGACAAAAACUCUAAUAUCUCUCCAUUGUAAUUUGACUUGCAUUUUCGAAGGAAUUAAUGCGUUGUACAGAGCGGCCGUGACUGCGAAAAACCCCGCUGGCUUGAAAUUUCUGGGAAGGAGUGCUAAUCAUUUGUUUUUCCUUUACACGAAUUCUGUUUAUAUGUAUAAAUACUGUAUUUUAUUUAUAUGUAGUGUAUAUUUAGUCCGUCCCGCUUCGAUUCUAUGUUCAUUUGACGAAAAUGUAUUUAAGAAGACAUAUAAUUACUAGUU
Molecule: messenger RNA, 2287 nt
Organism: Lytechinus variegatus (green sea urchin)
Lineage: Eukaryota; Metazoa; Echinodermata; Echinoidea; Temnopleuroida; Toxopneustidae
Product: matrix metalloproteinase-16-like
Exons: 9
Coding region: 205-1794 (529 amino acids)
Biological process (GO): collagen catabolic process; proteolysis; extracellular matrix organization
Cellular component (GO): extracellular matrix
Molecular function (GO): zinc ion binding; metalloendopeptidase activity
Source: RefSeq, a predicted model, not a curated record